ACUCAAGUAGAGCACGUUUUUGUGGACUGAUGUGAAUUAGGUUUGGCUUGAUAUCGCUAUAUUUGUAUUAUUACUAUUUUAAAAGGCUUGUCUCUCGCUAUUAGUGUUCAGUCAUAGUAAACACUAGUCACGCUUUUUGUAAAGAGUGACGUUCAGGAUGAAAAUCGUGAAAAAACCAAAUAUUCUACUGACAGGGACUCCUGGAGUUGGUAAGACAACUUUAGGGAAAGAGCUUGCCCAGCAAACAGGUCUAACAUACGUCAAUGUAGGUGACCUGGCUCAAGAAGGACAACUGUUUGAUGGAUUUGAUGAGGAAUACCAGUGUCCAGUGUUGGAUGAGGACAGAGUGGUGGAUGAGCUGGAAAAUAAGAUGACAGAUGGAGGUGUUAUAGUGGAUUACCACGGCUGCGACUUUUUCCCUGAGCGAUGGUUCGACAUUGUCUUUGUUCUUCGCACAGACAACACCAAUUUGUAUAACCGACUAGAGAGCAGGGGAUACACAGGGAAGAAGCUUCAGGACAACGUCCAGUGUGAGAUCUUCCAGACCAUCUAUGAGGAGGCUAUGGAGGCCUACAAGCCAGAGAUUGUCCACCAGAUGCCCAGCAAUGAGCCAGAGGACUUGGACAGGAACCUGGAUCAGAUUUCACAGUGGAUAGAGCAGUGGAUGAAGGACAAUAACUAAACCGAUUUUUGACACCAGCUGUUCGGACUGUAUUCGUCACACAAAAUCACAUUCACACCUGGAGAGGUGCAACACUUCUCAAUCCACACAGCUGUUCAGAUGUGUUGAGAUGCAUGGGUGCAGUGGGGGUUUAUCUGUUACAUUGCAUUUAAUAGAAGUAUCACAAGGUGUCUGAUGAUCGUGUGGCCGAUAGAAAUUACAGUUUUAUUUUUAUAGUGUACACAGCACCUUGCACGGAUAAGUGAACAUUUGAGCAAGAGUAUUGUAAUCAGGCACUCACAUUCCAGUUAAGGUUUUAAGUUUGAAACCAGUUUCCAAAACAAUAAUCUGACUUGCUCCUGAUCUUGUGUUUUCAUGAGGAUUGGGCUUUAUCCAGCAUCCUUUAAAGGAGUUUUGACUCAAGUGUGUUCACUCAGGCCUUACGGUAUGUUAGAAGACAUUAUUAUUAUAAUUAUAUUAUUAUAAUUAAAUAAUGUGAUAUGAAACAUACUGAUAAAUGCAGUAGUCUAAUAUCUGAUACAAAUUGUGACGCCCCCUGUCUACUGGUCCUGCAACUGAUAUGAAAAUUAGUGCAUCAAGAUGCAAUUGCAGGUAGGCCCAAAUGGUUGGUUGAAGCUGUUUCAGUAAUGUAAUGAAUAGAUUGUUGGCUGUAAGUACAAAUACAAAUUAUUAAAUAAGCUUCCCCUUGAA
Molecule: messenger RNA, 1372 nt
Organism: Clupea harengus (Atlantic herring)
Lineage: Eukaryota; Metazoa; Chordata; Actinopteri; Clupeiformes; Clupeidae
Gene: ak6
Product: adenylate kinase 6
Cellular component (GO): nucleus; cytoplasm
Molecular function (GO): ATP binding; AMP kinase activity; ATP hydrolysis activity
Source: RefSeq, a predicted model, not a curated record